This is a messenger RNA of Erigeron canadensis, 1674 nucleotides long. RefSeq lists its product as uncharacterized. Lineage: Eukaryota; Viridiplantae; Streptophyta; Magnoliopsida; Asterales; Asteraceae. Gene Ontology annotation, biological process: DNA integration. Gene Ontology annotation, molecular function: nucleic acid binding; RNA-DNA hybrid ribonuclease activity. The transcript has 3 exons. Bases 1 to 1674 code for a protein of 557 amino acids. The record is from RefSeq and is a predicted model, not a curated record.
AUGGUAGCCCCCAUCAAGGGAGAAGUUUUGCAGGUCUACCUUGCAGCCUCAGAAGAAACCAUUAGUGCAGUUCUAACAGCGGAAAGAAAAGGAGGGCAAGUGCCUAUAUACUUUGUGAGUAGAGUGCUUCAAAGUCUAGAAACAAGAUACCCAGAAAUUGAAAAGCUGGCCUUGGCAUUGAUCCAUGCUGCCAGGAGGCUCCGGCGCUACUUUCAGGCUCACCCAAUCCAGGUCCUCACAGACAAGCCGAUAAAGCAGGUGCUUACUUGGCCAGAAGUAUCAAGGCGAUUGGCCAAAUGGGCUAUCGAACUUGGGGAGCACGAGAUAGAGUUUCGCCCCAGGAAUGCCAUCAAAGGGCAGGUAAUGACAGAUUUCCUGGCAGAGACACCAAGUAAAGAGCCUACUCAAAAAAGGAAGACCCCGACAAAAGAAGUGUAUGAGGAGCCUAUGGAGCCAGAAACAUGGAAAUUGUAUACGGAUGGAGCCUCUAGUGCCGAUGCCUCGGGAGCUGGAUUGAUACUUACUAACCCAGAAGGCCAAGAAUUCACAUAUGCCCUUCGAUUCAACUUCAAGACAACCAAUAAUGUCUCAGAGUAUGAAGCCCUACUGGCAGAACUCCGGAUAGCCCAAAAAAUGAAGGUAAAGCACGUACACGCUUUUGUAGACUCACAGAUAGUGGCUUUUCAAGUAGACGGAACUUAUGAAGCAAAAGAGCCGGUUAUACCCGGAGAAGAGAGAAGUUCCAUUGAAGAAAGCUCGAUGGUAGCCCCAAUAGAAGAGGAUGGCCCUACAUGGAUGAUACCGAUCAUUGACUAUCUCACCAAUGGGACACUCCCAGCUGACAGAGAUCAGGCAAGAAAAAUUAGAGUUAAGGCUCCACAAUAUGCACUCAGGGGAGAAGGCUUAUACAAGAAAUCAUACUUGGGUCCCCUACUUCGAUGUGUAGGACCAAGGCAAGCUAAGGAAGUCAUUCAAGAAAUACAUUAUGGAGCCCGUGGUCUCCACUCUGGUCCAAGAACUCCUGGCCUUUCACCAAAUGGGGAAUCGAUAAUUGUGGGACCAUUCCCAACAGCACCAGGUAGACUCAAGUUCCUAGUAGUAGCGAUUGACUACUUCACCAAGUGGGUGGAAGCCAAACCGCUAGCUACAAUUAGCGGGAAACACAUGGAAAAAUUUGUGUGGGAACAUAUUAUAACAAGGUUUGGGAUCCCAGAAACAAUCAUUAGCGAUAAUGGGAAGCAGUUUUGUGAAAGAAAGUUUAAAAGUUUUUGUGAAAAUCUUGAAAUACACCAAAGUUUUACAUCAGUGGCCCACCCACAGGCCAAUGGACAAGUGGAGUCGGCAAACAAGUCGAUAGUUAAGGGAAUCAAGGCAAGACUGGGAAGAAGCCAAAAUGGUUGGGUGGACGAAUUACAUCAAGUGCUCUGGGCACACCGAACCACUCCCAAAACCAGCAACGGGGAAACUCCUUUUAGCCUGGUGUAUGGGACAGAAGCAAUGAUCUCAGCUGAAGCUAGUGUUCCAACGGCCAGAAGAUUCAUAAACAGCACGGAAAAUGAAGAACAGCUAAGAACCAACUUGGACCUUUUAGAAGAAAGACGAGAAGUCGCAGCCAUUAAGGAAGCUGAAUACAAAAAAAUAGAUGCAGAAGUACUACAACCAGCGAGUACAUAA